Molecule: messenger RNA, 3138 nt
Organism: Mizuhopecten yessoensis (Yesso scallop)
Lineage: Eukaryota; Metazoa; Mollusca; Bivalvia; Pectinida; Pectinidae
Exons: 10
Coding region: 82-2112 (676 amino acids)
Source: RefSeq, a predicted model, not a curated record
CAACUUUUUCAGUUACAAUACGGAAUGCUUGAACGAACUGGUCAACUUUAAAUUGACGGUUAUCUUCAUGCAUGCUGAAGAAUGUUUGACGUUUUGUGGAAUAGAGCUAAAAGUUUGAAUGCCAACAAUGUAAUAUUUGUGGUGCUAUGCUGUAUCAUUGGCUAUCUGUUCCGCGCCAAUGAUUCCUAUAUACUAAAGCCAGUCUGGCGUAAGCGUGUGGAAACUCAGGCCUACGCUAAUGCAGCCUUCCCCACAAGACGGGACCGUGUCCCACCUCCUGUAAUUACCGACCUUGAGGGUGAUGGAGUCAAUGAGAUCCUCCUGAUUUCAAGUGACUUCAAACUGUCUUCCCUGGCACUUCCCAAUGUGACACAGACCGACGAAGAUGACCAAACUCUUCCACAUGUCAUCGUCAAACACAAGGUGGCACUCUCACUGGCUGAUGAAUCCAAUAGAUGGAAGAGCAGACCUGUUGUCAUGGAAACAGGAUUUACUGUACCUUACUUGUCUCUUAUGCAAAUAAGAAAACAGAUUAUCGUAAUUGUCACUGAUGAUUGGCAUGUACUGUGUUAUGACUCCGACCUGCAGUUGCUAUGGAAAAAGAAACUGAUGGAUAUAAGUCACGUAAAGGACACUUACAUUGUAAAGGAUAUGGGGGUCAUUAUCACACCUCACAAAGUCAGAAAGGAUGACCAUGGCCUCGUCAUCAUUGGGGGCAGUUUCACACACAAAACACACGGCAAAAUUGUCACACACAAUGAGACGGACAAUGAAACAGAACACACUACAGAGGACAACACCUUGACACAUUUCUCGUCGUUUGCUCUCAAUGGCAUUGACGGUACUCUAAGAUGGCACCAUCUGCCGGGCGACUUCGGUGAACCUGUCGCAGAUGUAAAGGACAUCCAUGGUGACCACCACUGGAAGCUGGCACUGAAGCGCCGCCGCCUUCAUGUAGGGGAGUCCCCCUGGAACCUGUACCGAGAUGAACUCCUAUCCUUCCUGCCCUUUGGUUGGCAGUCCAUUGACGACACCAAACUGACCCUGGGACAUUUCCAGAAGAAGGGAGAUAUUUUACCAGACUCCCCUGAUGGUGAGCGGUCACGCCUUGCCCUCACCCCUGAGCAUGUGAUGGGAUACAGCUACGGAGGCCAUCGCCCACACAGUGACCACGAACAUGUAGCCAAUCCUAAUGCCGUCAUCAUUCACAACCACAAUGGUUUGGAGGUGCUUAACCUACUGACAGGACGUCCCAUCACAGAGUUCCCCCUCCCUCCUGACGGGUCUCUGUACGUAGACAUCGACAACGAUGGUAACCAUGAGAAGCUGGUGUGGGGCCAGGCUGCAGGGGUCCGGCCUUGUCACAUAGAGAUCUGGCGUCUACAGCCAGUCAAGGAGAAGGUCAACCAGCUGCCAGUUUGUCGGCUGACCCGAGUCUUCUUCACCACUUCCUGGGUUUAUGAUGAGGACAGUCUGCAGAAGGUACCACCAGUCAUCAUAGACAGUAUUGCCAAGAAAGCUGGGAUUUUCCGUUUCCUGUUGGGUCACCAUCUACCCACAGGCAAAAAGGAAUAUGACAUCAUCACAACAGGAGGCAUGGCCCGAGUCUCUUCCUUUGAUAAAGAGGGCAACGUCAACUGGCAGGUACAGACGUCAUACAGGUGGGCUGAAGCAGCCACAGAGAUACGCACAGCACAGCAGUCCAACCCAUCUCAGUACAAAGAGUUCACCAAGUCCUUCCGGCCCAGCACCAUUCUCACCUCAAUACAGGUGUCCGAUAAAAGGAAUGUCCUGGUCCUGGCAGCCUACAAAGGAUUGUCAUUGGUUGACCUGGUAGGUGGUAGACUAUUGGCUGAACACUCGUUACCAUGCCUACCGACAGCACCAACUGUGGCAGGCGACUUUGACAAUGAUGGUCUUACGGACUUCAUAGUAACCUGUAAGAUGGGGUACCUGGGGUUCACACUUCACCACCACACCAACCAUACGUACACCAUCCUGUAUGCCAUUGCUGUAUUCUUCACCAUCCUCCUCCUCUCCUGGUUCUGUACCCCAGAGAAUUACUACGACGAGGAAGAUGAUGACCACCUAGAACUACCCAAUGAUGACUGAAGUAACGGGGAACAUGUCGGCUAUGAACCGAAAAUUUACCACGUCAGAAAGAGAUGAAAAAAUGACACAUAAUGGAAGAUAUAAGGAAGAGUGGAACUAUCAACAGUCCUGAUUGGAAAACAAAGAAAGUGACUAAUAACAAACAAGUUAUUUAUCAAUGUUUGAUAACAUAACCAUUAAGCUACAGUGCAGCAGUACAGCCUAGUUUAGAGCUGAGAAUGUAGGCUCAUCACAUACCUUAUAUUGAAAAGACAACAAGAAAAAUGGUUUGUGCUGAUGUACUGCCGAUGUCAAAUGGGGCAAAGGGUAAAGAUUUCCUGAAAUCAUUCAAACAACUUGAUUAAAUCGGGGAUGUUUUAUUUGUAUUUAGAUUGUUUUCGGAGAAUGCCUAAGUGUAUAUAAGUACCUUGUUUCUAAUUGGGUAUUGUCGGGGCAUUUUCUCACUGACCAGCUAGUUUAGGAGUCAUAUAGUUGCAUAUUCAAUGGCCAAAUAUCUCAUUUAACAGCAAUUACUAAAACGUGUAGUAUUGUAUUGUGCUAGCAGGCACCCAUCCAGCCACUGGUCAUGCUAGACGUUGCUGAACAAGUGAGGAAGACCAAGGGUCAUACUGCAUCGUUGGAAAGUAAGCUUGCCAAUAAGGCAGUAUUUUCCCCUCUUAUUCCUAGGCUGUUACACUAUUCCUCCUCCGAGGUGUCUUAUCCUGAGACUGAUAUUGGGAAUCCUGUGGGUCCUCCCUAUGAACUAAUGCACCUUCCCUAAACACUGGGAACUGGUCUUGCAAUGUACCUUAGGAUCCCACCGCUGCCACCAAAUGUAGCGUGCCAUUGAGCAUCCAUGGGGCCACUGACCAAUCCCAACAUUGCUGAAAAAGGCAGGGAAUCACAUCGUUGGAAAGUAACCUUGCCAUUAAGUCAGUAUUUUCCUCUUAUUCCUUUGUUGUUAUAGUUCUACAGCACAGUACAUAUGCUUGUGUGUUCACUCACCCAUUUUUUUAAUUUUAUUUAAGUGCUAAGUAGUGUUGUAUG